AUGUCUCCAGUCCAAGUCCCAAAGCCAAACACCGACGCCAUGGGACGGGAUAGUCCAGUUCCCAAGGGGUUGAACAAAGACGUUGGUCUUGUGUACAAAAGAGCUGUUCAAGUGAUGGUGACCGUGAUAGUGAUUUUCUUUGCACCUUUGUCAUUCACCUACUUCUUUGAUAAGACACAUACAUCCAACCUGAGCGACAAAGCCCUGGCCGUCCUCAUAUCCCCAGAAUUUGCGUAUGGGGCAGGCUCGGGCACUAUGUCCGAUGUCAAUGGGAGUCAAAUGAUAGUAUAUCUGCGCAACCUCACUGCGAUGUUCCCUCACACGAUUGCUGGCUCUAUAGCCAUCACUGUUGGUCUGGUUCAAUUCAACACAACCCUACAGUUCAAGUAUCCUGUGAUCCAUCGAUGGCUCGGGAGGUUAUAUGCCCUAUGCGCCGUCAUCAUCAGUUGGUCUUCGAUGCCUUACAUAGCCGAUGCCAUGCCAACCAAGGAAGUUUUCUCCGGUGACCCCUUCGCAUACAUACUCUCGUCGCUAUCAAUCAGUGUCCCAAUAACAAUGGCCUGUGCCAUCUAUGCCAUUUGGAAUGGCGACAUUGGCACCCACCGAGAAUUCAUGGUCCUGAACUACGCAUUCAUGUUAUCAGCACCCAUCCCGCGAGUACAGUGGAUAACACUAGGUCGACUUUGGGAAGAAAACAAAUACAUCGUCAACCUAUACUCUUCAAUAUUCAGCGGCCCAUUCCUAGUCGCAGCAUCCAUAUUCUACCUCCGUCAACGACAUGUCCGCCCCUCAAACCCGCUCCUGACCAGCCUAAAUGCCCGCCUAACAGCAGCAGCGAGCGGGUUCCUCGGCCUUCUCUUUCUGCUCACCAAAGGCCCAAGCAUCACCGGAGGAUCUCACCCCAAAGCCUUCUGGUUAGCACUAGUACCACAGCUGACCUUUUAUAUGACCUUAUUCACUGCCUUCGCGCGAGCCGCAAAACGUCGCGGAGACAUGAGAUCCUAUACCGCUUGGGUAACUUACCAGAACGGGCUGAUUAGCGCACCGUUGUGGAGUGUGUUUGUCAUGUAUAUGGCUCGUGAUCGUAUGGGCUGUUCUGAGGAAAGUCUUGGGAUGAUCACUGUUUCUGGAGGUGUUAAUCAGGGAUUGUUUAUCUCGUUUAUGGUUUAUGUGUUUGCGACUUCGAAUUUGAGGAACCCGGCCAUUCGGUCUGUUAAGAGUCGCUAG
Molecule: messenger RNA, 1227 nt
Organism: Aspergillus oryzae RIB40
Lineage: Eukaryota; Fungi; Ascomycota; Eurotiomycetes; Eurotiales; Aspergillaceae
Exons: 1
Coding region: 1-1227 (408 amino acids)
Source: RefSeq, a predicted model, not a curated record